Symbiodinium natans is the source of this 471-nucleotide messenger RNA. The record is from the annotation of a GenBank genome assembly. Lineage: Eukaryota; Dinophyceae; Suessiales; Symbiodiniaceae.
AUGGCGACGAGAGGCUCGUCGUGGCUUGUGCCGGUGGCCGUCUGCGGCGUGGCUGCUGCUGUUGGCAUCUUGGCUGUUUGCUCUCUGCGCCGUCGCACCGUUGCCGCCGUAGCGCCUGCCUUCGCAUACACGUGGAAGAAGUUGCCCAGGGAAGCUUAUUGCUACAAGGUGAACAAGCAGUGGAACCGGGACACCUUCCCCAAGGGUUUCCUGACCGCUCACAACACAAAGGUCGGGGUCUGGGCAGAGCUGACGGUGCUGAGCGGCCAGCUCCAUUUCCACAUCCUUGACGGCAAGACAGGGCUUACACUUGCUUCUUGCGCCGUAGGUCCCGAGGAGCGCGCGGUGGUGGAACCGCAGCAGUAUCACAGGGUGGAGCUCGCGGGCCCGGUCGAAGCCGUCCUUCGCUUCUAUCGACUGCCCGAGCCUGAUGGCUCCAAGCCCCUGACGACACCGGCGGCCGAACAAUGA